This is a messenger RNA of Cyprinus carpio (common carp), 2125 nucleotides long. RefSeq names its product MUS81 structure-specific endonuclease subunit (gene mus81). Gene Ontology annotation, biological process: mitotic intra-S DNA damage checkpoint signaling; resolution of meiotic recombination intermediates; DNA catabolic process. Gene Ontology annotation, cellular component: Holliday junction resolvase complex; nucleus. NCBI's taxonomy places the organism in Eukaryota, Metazoa, Chordata, Actinopteri, Cypriniformes, Cyprinidae. The record is from RefSeq and is a predicted model, not a curated record. Gene Ontology annotation, molecular function: crossover junction DNA endonuclease activity; 3'-flap endonuclease activity; DNA binding.
CCUUGGUGUGGCGCUACUUGUGUAUCGUCGGGCGGAAAUGACGUAACUACAAUAAUUUCGAAAACACAGGCGGGGAAACGGUGGCAGCUAAACUAAGGAUGUAAAUUGCAUGUUCUAUGCAAAUAUGCCGACGGAUCAGGUGUGUUUGGGUCGGAAGCGCCCGGUUCCUUCAUGCCCGAACCCUCUGUUCUUGCAGUGGUUAACAGAGUUGCGUGACAGCGCCAAAGAGAAAGGCCUGAAAACGCAGUACGUGUACCAAAAGGCCAUAAACUCUUUAAAAUAUCCUCUGCCGCUGAAAAACGGGAAAGAGGCGAAGAUCCUGCAGAAUUUCGGUGACGGGAUCUGCAAGAUUUUGGACGAGCGACUGCAGAAGCAUUAUAGGGAACACGGUUCUGAUGCUCCAAUCCAUUUGGCUACUUCUUGCCAGGGGAGCAACGUGGCUUCCUCCAAACAGAUGGAGGAACCCCGAAAGGAGCCUUCGGGAAACUUGAGUGAACCUAUGAAGCGAACACAAAGAGAAGUGAGAAAGGAGAAGGGAACUAAGAAAAAGAGAGAGUAUGUGCCCCAGAAGAGGUCUGGAGGUUACGCUGUACUGCUCACUUUGUAUAGACACGCACAGAUGCCUGGCAGUAAAGGCUUCAUGUUUAGGAAUGAACUACAAACUGAGGCACAACCCUUGUGUGAGAAGUCCUUCACAGUGCCGGAUCUUGGUAGCAAGUACACGGCAUGGUCCUCGGUGAGCACACUCAUUCAGAAAGACCUUCUGGUGAAGACACACAAUCCUGCUAGGUAUUCAUUGACCGAUCAGGGUCUGGCUCUAGCCGAGAGGCUGGAUUCUGAAGAGACGGGGAUGGCUAAAGAACAUGGGGAGCAAAUGAGUGGAGAGGAGGACUCUCGGGAUGGACCAGACGUUGUAGACCUGACUUUAGUGGAGGAUGAGGAGGAGCAGGAAGACAAAGAGAGCUGGUCCAGCAAGACUUCAGAAAGGCUUGCAACAGCUCUUUCUGUAAACCAGGCCACAGGUCACAUCUCUGAAUCAGAUGCCGCAGGAAAAUCUCAGACCCUAGAGACGGGGAGAACAGCAAUGGGUUGGCAUCUUCCACCUGGCUCUUACGACAUUGUGUUGUGUGUCGACGUCAUCGAAACAACAGGGGGAAGCAGUGGGCGCAAACAAGAAUUGGUUAAGGAACUGCAAAGGAAUUGUGUGACCUUUGACAUCAGAAAACUGAAUGUGGGCGAUUUCCUUUGGGUGGCGCGUGAGAAAGUGACACCUGUUCCUGGACAGCUGCGUCCACCUGUGGGGAAAGAGCUGGUACUUGAUUACAUAAUUGAGAGGAAGAGGAUGGAUGAUCUGUGUGGAAGCAUUAUAGAUGGACGCUUCAGAGAGCAAAAGUUUCGACUGAAGAGGUGUGGUCUGCGUAAGCCCAUUUAUCUAGUGGAGGAGUGCGGAUCAGCGGCGGCUCAUCUCAGUAUACCUGAGAGCACAUUACAACAAGCUAUAGUCAAUACACAGGUGGUUGACGGCUUCUUUGUGAAGCGUGUACAGGAUGUGAAAGAGUCUGCUGCUUACCUCACCAUCAUGACCAGAUACCUCCAGAAACUCUACCAUAAUUGCACAUUAUUCUGUCACUCCAGAGAACUGGAGGGCGAUGGAGGAGAUGAGAGUGAGCAAACGGCAAACCUCUCUUGUUCUCUCAUGGCCUUCACAGAAUUUAACUAUGGGGCUAUUAAGAACAAGUGCCAGACAGUGCGGGAAGUAUUUGCACGACAGCUUAUGCAGAUCAGUGGAGUCUCUGGUGAUAAAGCAGCCGCUGUUCUUGAACACUACAGCACAGUCAGCAGUUUAUUGCAAGCAUAUGAUCGGUGCUCCAGUGAAUCAGAAAAAGAGAAGCUGCUUUCAUCCAUCAAAUAUGGAAAACUCAAAAGGAAUCUCGGACCAGCUUUGAGCCGCACUAUAUAUCAGCUUUACUGUACACGUGGACCUCUGUCAUAGGCCUUUGCCUUAUUACAAAUACAAAUGUGUGCAGAACUUCAGUUUAAUCAUUGUAUUUUCAUUUUCAUUCUGAACAUUUGUUGACUCAAAUAAUGUCUAAAGUAAUAAAGAUAUAAAUUACAGUUUUUCUAA